This is a messenger RNA of Ylistrum balloti, 1464 nucleotides long. Its product is annotated as trichohyalin-like. The record is from RefSeq and is a predicted model, not a curated record. The transcript has 4 exons. Lineage: Eukaryota; Metazoa; Mollusca; Bivalvia; Pectinida; Pectinidae. Bases 1 to 1464 code for a protein of 487 amino acids.
AUGAAGAAUACAUUAGUGAUAGGAGAAGGAUUUAUGGAAUGCCUAAAGAGGCAGAUAGAAGAAAAGGAAGAGGAGGAGGGUGGGAGAGGAAGAGAGAAACAGGAAGAGAGAGAAACAAGGAGAGGGAGAGAGAGAGAGAAACAGGAAGAGAGAAAGAAGAGAAGAGAGAGAAAGAGAGAGAAAAACAGGGAGGAUGAGAGAGAAACAAGUAAAGGGAGGGAAAGAGAGAUAGAGAAAGAUGGAGAGGGAGGGAGAGGGAAAGAGAGGGGAAAAAAGAGAGAAACGGAAGAGAGAGAAAAACAAGGAGAGGGAGGGAGAAAGAAACAGGAAGAGAUAGAGAGAAACAAGGAGAGGGAGGGAGAGAGAAUCAGGAAGGAAGAGUUAAAGAGAAACAAGGAGAGGGAGGGAGAGAGAGGAGGGAGAGAGAAACAGGAAGAGAUAGAGAGAAACAAGGAGAGGGAGGGAGAGAGAAACAGGAAGGAAGAGAUAAAGAGAAACAAGAAGAGGGAGAGAGAGAGAAACAGGAAGGAAGAGAUAAAGAGAAACAAGGAGAGGGAGGGAGAGAGAAACAGGAAGGAAGAGAUAAAGAGAAACAAGGAGAGGGAGGGAGAGAGAAACAGGAAGGAAGAGAUAAAGAGAAACAAGGAGAGGGAGGGAGAGAGGGAAACAGGAAGAGAUAGAGAGAAACAAGGAGAGGGAGGUAGAGAGAAACAGGAAGAGAUAGAGAGAAACAAGGAGAGGGAGGGAGAGAGAAACAGGAAGGAAGAGAUAAAGAGAAACAAGGAGAGGGAGGGAGAGAGAAACAGGAAGGAAGAGAUCAAGAGAAACAAGGAGAGGGAGGGAGAGAGAAACAGGAAGAGAGAGAAAAACAAGGAGAGGGAGGGAGAGAGAAACAGGAAGGAUGAGAUAAAGAGAAACAAGGAGAGGGAGGGAGAGAGAAACAGAAAUAAAGAGAAACAAGGAGAGGGAGGGAGAGAGAAACAGGAAGAGAUAGAGAGAAACAAGGAGAGGGAGGGAGAGAGAAACAGGAAGGAAGAGAUAAAGAGAAACAAGAAGAGGGAGAGAGAGAGAAACAGGAAGGAAGAGAUAAAGAGAAACAAGGAGAGGGAGGGAGAGAGAAACAGGAAGGAAGAGAUAAAGAGAAACAAGGAGAGGGAGGGAGAGAGAAACAGGAAGGAAGAGAUAAAGAGAAACAAGGAGAGGGAGGGAGAGAGGGAAACAGGAAGAGAUAGAGAGAAACAAGGAGAGGGAGGUAGAGAGAAACAGGAAGAGAUAGAGAGAAACAAGGAGAGGGAGGGAGAGAGAAACAGGAAGGAAGAGAUAAAGAGAAACAAGGAGAGGGAGGGAGAGAGAAACAGGAAGGAAGAGAUCAAGAGAAACAAGGAGAGGGAGGGAGAGAGAAACAGGAAGGAAGAGAUAAAGAGAAACAAGGAGAGGGAGGGAGAGAGAAACAGGAAGAGAUAG